AUGGCCAGGGAAAGCAACGCACCGCUAGAUAACUCCACUCCGAGCAAAAAGAAUGAACAAUCUCGGCCUUCAGCCACACAACAUCCAGAAUUUGGCAAACCUUCCCCGAUCGGCCCCUCUCAGUACCGUUCCAACCAGCCAAACCAGCCCAGGAACCAUUCGAACCACCUAUUCAACAUCCCCAAAUCAAAUCGGCCACGAGCAGAGCAUCACCGCCCCGCUCAGCAGUCCCAGCAGCCCCAACCACAACAACAAACUCGGCCACAGCAGCCCGGACAGCAGCAUGGAGCUUCUCAGAGCUAUCGCCCCCACUCGGAGGCUGCUGGGACUCCGGCCAAACGUGGUCCUUUCGAUCCGUUCCAGGCCGUAAGGCCCUCAGCCUACAAUGAUCACCGAUCAGGAUAUCCGUCUGGGUUGCCUCCUGGUGCGACUCCAAUCAAACGCCCCGAAAAUGUGACGUGGACAACUCCCCGUGCCCCCCGACCAAUUUUUUCGUCGAAGCCAUCGGUACCAAAACCGUCGAAUGCGUCAAAGAAUCUUCAAGCUUUCAUUGAUCUGACUAAGAAUGAGAGCCAGUCCAGCAACAAUGCGACGACUUUCGGCAGCAGUAAUGCGCCUGGCUUUGGCUCUAUGGAUAUGCACGGCUAUGUUGAUUCAGAGAAGGCAAACGAGAAUAUCAAAGCUCUCCUUGAGGGCGCUUUUGAAGAUGAGGAGGAAGAAAAGGCCUCAAAACCCAAGAGCAAAAGCAAAGGAAAGAAGAACAAGAGCAAGAAGAAGCUGUCAGAAAAAGCUGAGCCAGCUGUACCCGCUGCGGCCAAGAAGAAAGAGGACGAUGAUCUUGAUGAUUUGGCUGCUCAGCUUGAGGGUGUGACUGUGAACGACACGAGGCCAGUUGAGCCAGAUUCAGCCGAGAAAUCUAACAAAAAGGCAGCCAAGGCAACUAAAGACGCAUCCGAGAGCGAAAUUGAGGAUGAAGCUGCAGACCAAGAUGAUGACGAAGCGGAGGCUGAAGAGGAAGAUGACGACGACGGAGCGGACGAUAGUGAUGAAAACGACGACAGUGGGAUAGUCGAAGGCCUCAAGGUCACACUUCUUCCUCACCAAAUUGAUGGUGUCAAGUGGAUGUGCGACAAAGAGACUGGCCGACGUGCCACCAAAGGAAUAUUCCCAAUGGGUGGAAUUCUUGCAGAUGAUAUGGGCCUUGGUAAAACUGUCCAGGCCAUUGCCCUCCUCCUCAAGAACCACAAAUCCGAGAUCGACGAACACAGCGAAACAAAGGACGAAAACGAGAAGGACAAAGAAAGUAACCCUUCGACACCCGUCAGCAAGAGCACACUUGUUGUCGCCCCUUUGGCUCUCAUCAAACAAUGGGAGGCUGAGAUUCACGACAAAGUCGAGAAAACCCACAGACUCCGCGUUUGUGUUUAUCACGGCACUAAUAGAGCUAAGACGGCCCGCUCGCUAGAUGACUACGACGUGGUGAUCACUACCUAUGGUACUCUCACUUCGGAGUCUGCCACCGCGGCUUCCGACAAAACUAAAAAGUCCGGUAUUUUUGCUCUCAAUUGGCUUCGUAUCAUCCUUGACGAGGCACACACCAUUAAGAACCGCAAUGCAAAGGCCACACAAGCCGCCUGUGCACUCGACGCCAAGUUCCGCUGGUGCUUGACCGGAACACCCAUGCAGAACAACCUUGAUGAACUGCAAAGUUUGAUCAAGUUUCUUCGAAUCAAACCCUUUGACGACUUGGCUGUCUGGAGAGAUCAGAUCAGUCGUCCACUCGCCAACGGCCGAGGUGGUCUUGCCAUUCAGCGCCUGCAGGUCUACUUGAAGGCGUUCAUGAAGCGCCGCACCAAGGAUGUUUUGAAAGGGAAUCAAGACAACGAGGACGAGGAAACCCAGGGAGGCGAAAAGAAGCGCUCCAACGGUUUCAAGAUCGUCAAGCGUGAGGUCAUUAGAGUGGAUGCUGAAUUCAUGCCGGGAGAGGAGAAGUUUUACAAGCGCCUGGAGGCAAGAACUGAGAACAGCCUCGAGCAGAUGAUGGGCUCUAAACUUGAUUACGCUGGGGCGUUGGUUCUGCUCUUGCGUCUACGUCAAUCCUGCAACCAUCCUGAUCUGGUCAAAAGUGAUUUGGCCGCUGACAAGGACGUUCUUUUGCAGAAUGGCAACUCGCCUAGUCAGUCGAAAGAUUCAAAGGCAAGCGAGCUGGAUGACGUUGCCGAUCUUUUCGGCGCGCUUAGUGUUGUUACCAAGAAGUGUGAUGUUUGCCAAACCGAACUUAGCCAGGCAGAAGGCAAGAGCGGUGCUACUCGCUGCAGUGAGUGCGAAAAGGACUUAAACACCGACUUCAUGGGCAAGGAGAAAAAGAAGCACAAGUCGAAGAAAACACACAAAACCAACAAGGAAGAUGCCGCGGAAGAUCAACCUGUCCGGUCUCGGAGAAAUCGGAGAGUCGUGAUUGAUAGCGACGACGAAGAUGAAGACGAGGCUGAAUGGAUUGUCCCUGAAGACCAACGCAAGAUGCCCAACCUCGGAAAGGCCGGCGGCUCAGACGAUGAAGAUGCGGAAGGCGGCGGUGAUUGGAUUGGAUCUGACGAUUCGGAUACCGACGAUGAUAUCCGUAACUCCCCGACAGGCAAGAAGUCCAAGCCCGUUGCUCUGAGUGAAUCCGAGGAUGACUCCGACACGGACGACGACAUCUAUACCGAGGAAGGUGAAAACGGCGAGCUCCCUUCGACCAAAGUUCGUCAUUUGAUGAAGAUCCUCCACAAGGAGUCCGCGGACUACAAAUUCAUUGUCUUCUCGGUCUUCACCUCCAUGCUCGACAAGAUUGAGCCCUUCCUGAAGCGCGCCAACAUUGGAUUCACGCGCUACGAUGGCCAAAUGAGGAACGAUCAUCGUGAAGCCAGUUUGAACAAGCUCCGGAACAACAGUGGCACUCGAGUUUUACUCUGUAGUUUGCGCGCUGGUGCGCUCGGCCUCAACUUGACUGCUGCCAGCCGUGUCGUCAUCCUGGAGCCGUUCUGGAAUCCUUUCGUCGAGGAACAAGCCAUCGACCGUGUCCACCGUCUCAACCAAACAGUUGACGUCAAGAUCUACCGCAUGAUCAUCAAGAACACCGUCGAAGAGCGAAUCGUCGACCUACAAGAUCGCAAACGUGAGCUCGCUAAAAUGACAAUCGAAGGCAAGUCCGCCGCCGGAAAAUUGACCAUGGGCGACAUGAUGGCCCUCUUCGGCCGAGACGCCGAGUCAAAGUUCCAAGACAAGCAGGGUACUUUGGACUUUAAAGCACCCACUGGGCUAUUGCGUGCUGCGGACGAGCCCACCACUACUCCCAAGCGAUCGGACUCGCGUGAUUCAAAUCGCCGGCAGGGAUCCAAUCGACCGACAGCCGAAAAUUCGGUCUAUGGUCGACGUUGGUGA
Messenger RNA from Penicillium atrosanguineum, 3423 nucleotides. RefSeq names its product putative SNF2 family helicase/ATPase. Lineage: Eukaryota; Fungi; Ascomycota; Eurotiomycetes; Eurotiales; Aspergillaceae. The record is from RefSeq and is a predicted model, not a curated record. The transcript has 2 exons. Gene Ontology annotation, cellular component: cytoplasm. Gene Ontology annotation, molecular function: ATP-dependent chromatin remodeler activity; ATP binding. Bases 1 to 3423 code for a protein of 1140 amino acids.